This is a messenger RNA of Tripterygium wilfordii, 2315 nucleotides long. RefSeq names its product transmembrane 9 superfamily member 3-like. Gene Ontology annotation, biological process: protein localization to membrane. The record is from RefSeq and is a predicted model, not a curated record. The coding region runs from base 226 to 2001 and encodes 591 amino acids. NCBI's taxonomy places the organism in Eukaryota, Viridiplantae, Streptophyta, Magnoliopsida, Celastrales, Celastraceae. Gene Ontology annotation, cellular component: membrane. The transcript has 7 exons.
CGUUGACCGCUAAACCCAGAUCUCACGUCAACCAAAAUCACAUGCGUCGGUGGAACAUCAAUAAUCCCGUUAGGUUCCCAAUCUCGGUCGCUUCACUGUGCAAAUGGUGGUAAAAUCAAUUUUGGACUAAAUUAGUCACGCUUCCGUUUCGUUGUUAAAGAGGCAGGAGAGGGAAGGAGAGAGACCAAAUCAUUGUCUCUCCGUGCGUGAAAGAGGGAGAGGGUAAUGGCGGAGAAAAUGGCGGCGAUGCUACUCGUAGCCGUUUUGGUGCUGAUGACGGCGUAUCAGGCGAGUUCUGACGUAUCGAACCACCAGUACAAGGAGGGGGACCAAGUGCCUCUCUAUGCCAACAAGGUUGGUCCGUUUCACAAUCCAAGUGAAACCUACCGAUACUAUGAUCUUCCUUUCUGCUUGCCAGAUGACUUGAAAGAGAAGUCAGAAGCUCUUGGUGAAGUGUUGAAUGGUGAUCGAUUAGUCAGUGCCCCUUACAAACUUGACUUCCUACGUGAAAAAGGCUCUGAGCGUAUUUGCAAGAAAACCCUCACAAAGGAACAAGUGUCCCAGUUCCGAUCUGCCGUGAAAAAAGACUAUUACUUUCAGAUGUUUUAUGAUGACUUACCCAUUUGGGGAUUCAUAGGGAGGGUUGACAAGGAAGGCAAGGAUCCCAGUGACUACAAGUAUUACCUUUUCAAGCAUAUCCAUUUCGAUAUCUUUUACAAUAAGGACCAUGUGAUCGAAAUCAAUGUUCAAACAGACACCAAUGCAGUUGCUGACCUUACAGAGGAUAAAGAAGUUGAUGUAGAAUUCUAUUAUACUGUGAAAUGGAAGGAAACUUACGUCACUUUUGAAAAGAGAAUGGACAAAUACUCACAGUCAUCUUCAUUGCCACAUCAUUUGGAGAUCCAUUGGUUUUCAAUUAUAAAUUCAUGCGUGACAGUUGUCCUUCUAACAGGUUUCCUUGCUACAAUCCUCAUGUGUGUACUUAAGAAUGACUUUGUCAAAUAUGAACAUGAUGAAGAAUCUGCUGAAGACCAGGAAGAGACUGGUUGGAAAUAUAUCCAUGGAGAUGUAUUUAGGUACCCUAAGUACAAGUCUCUAUUUGCUGCUUCUCUUGGUUCUGGUACCCAAUUAUUUGCUCUUACGAUAUUCAUCUUCAUAUUGGCAUUAGUUGGCAUGUUUUAUCCAUACAACCGAGGGGCUCUAUUCACAGCAUUGGUUGUCAUAUAUGCACUCACAUCUGGAAUUGCAGGUUACACUGCAACUUCCUUUUAUUGUCAACUGGAAGGAACCAACUGGGUCAGGAAUCUGUUACUGACAGGAUGUCUCUUCUGUGGGCCUCUGUUUCUCACAUUCUGCUUCCUAAAUACAGUUGCAAUUGCUUACACUGCCACUGCUGCUCUUCCAUUUGGCACAAUUGUGGUUAUUGUACUUAUAUGGACACUUGUAACGUCACCUUUGUUGGUGUUGGGUGGGAUUGCUGGAAAGAAUAGCAAGGCUGAGUUUCAAGCUCCUUGUCGCACUACUAAAUAUCCCAGGGAAAUCCCUCCUUUGCCAUGGUACCGUGGAACAAUUCCUCAGAUGGCUAUGGCAGGGUUUCUUCCCUUCAGUGCUAUAUAUAUCGAACUUUACUAUAUAUUCGCCAGUGUUUGGGGGCACAGGAUUUACACUGUCUACAGUAUCUUGUUUGUCGUUUUCAUUAUCCUCCUGAUAGUCACUGCUUUCAUUACUGUGGCAUUGACUUACUUCCAACUUGCUGCCGAGGACCAUGAGUGGUGGUGGAGAUCUUUCCUCUGUGGCGGCUCAACCGGCUUAUUUGUCUAUGCAUAUUGCUUAUAUUACUACUAUGCACGCUCAGAUAUGUCUGGCUUUAUGCAGACCUCAUUUUUCUUUGGCUACAUGGCUUGUAUCUGCUAUGGCUUCUUCCUCAUGCUUGGAACUCUAGGUUUCCGUGCAGCUUUACUUUUUGUUCGUCACAUAUAUAGGUCUAUCAAGUGUGAGUAGGUAGUCCGUCUUUCAUUAAAGAAAACAUCAGGUAUUUUUCUUUUGUUUCUCAACCCAGAGGUGCAUGUAGAGAAGUAUUCUACAGUAAUUUUGUAGGGUGGCUUGUAUCAAAAGGUGGAAUGAAUAUUCAUUUGAUAUCUUUUUUCUGGAAAAGUAUUUUAGAUUACAAUUUGGAUUACUAUGAGGGAAAAUAGUCAUCGUCUUCCUUGCAGCUGAUGCACGGUCUACAUUAAGGUGAUUGUAAUUGUUUGGCUGUGGUAGCCAGUGCUGCAUCUUUGUUUUAUAGAAAAAAAAAGUCAAUAAUAUCUCUUAAA